GAGAGAGAGAGAGAGAGAGAGAGGAGGAUUCUGCUGAAAGGAGGCAUUUUUAGUGGAUGGGAUAAAACACAACCAUGGAAACUACAUCAGAAGAGAACCGAGAGCAGAGCCAGGAGAAAAAAGGUUGCUUCGAGUGCUGCAUCAAGUGUCUGGGCGGGGUGCCGUAUGCAUCGCUGGUGGCCACCAUCCUAUGUUUCUCCGGCGUGGCCCUCUUCUGUGGCUGCGGCCAUGUGGCCCUCACCGGCACCCUUACCAUCCUGGAGAACCACUUCUCCAAAGUCACCUCUGACCACGCCAUGCUGACCGACGUAAUACAGCUGAUGCAGUACGUCAUCUAUGGCAUCGCCUCCUUCUUCUUCCUCUACGGAAUCAUCCUGCUGGCCGAGGGCUUCUACACCACCAGCGCUGUGAAGGAGCUGCACAGCGAGUUCAAGACCACCAUCUGCGGACGCUGUAUUAGUGGCAUGUUUGUGUUCCUGACCUACAUCCUGGGUAUCGCCUGGCUGGGUGUGUUUGGUUUCUCCGCCGUGCCCGUCUUCCUCUUCUACAACAUCUGGUCCACCUGCAACGCCAUGAGGUCACCUGUGGCUAACCUCACCAACGUGGACACCAUCUGUGUCGACGUUCGUCAGUACGGUAUCAUCCCCUGGAACGCAUCGCCAGGCAAGGCUUGUGGGUCCACACUUGGAGACAUCUGUAAUACCAGUGAGUUCUACCUGUCAUACCACCUGUACAUCAUAGCAUGUGCUGGAGCCGGGGCCACCGUCAUUGCUCUGAUCCACUUCCUCAUGAUUCUCUCAGCAAAUUGGGCCUACCUAAAGGAUGCCAGUCGCAUGCAUGCCUACCAAGGCAUCAAACUGAAGGAAGAGCAGGAGCUGCAUGACAUCACGUCUCGUUCAAAGGAAUGCCUCAAUUCCUACACAUAAUGAUUACGCCCUGGUCCACACACACACACACACACACACACACACACACACACACACACACACACACACACACACACACACACACACACACACACACACACACACACACACACACACACACACACACACACACACACACACACACACACACACACACACACAUGCCAUCACAGGCGGUCUGACCAAGAGAACCCAUAACCUGCCAGCUGCCCUCAUUCAGCGCAGUGCUAACGCGGCUCCUAACAAACUAAUGCAUCAAUGUCUCUUUCUACAACUAACUGAUCAAAAUGUCUGUGUCAGAACCUCUGUUUUGUGUUUUGUGUGUGGAUAUACUUUUGUUUUUAUUUUUCUAAUUUUCUUAGGAAUGUUUUUGUUGCGAUUUAUUAAUUAAAAAAUUUUAUAACCAGUGAUUGCUGGUGAACUUGAAACAUUGCACUAUUCUAAAACACGAAGGAAAUAAAUCAUGAAGCUUGUUUUAGAGUGUUCUGUUAUGAUUCUGGUCUGACUGUCAGCCAUUAUGAAUAAGGAAGAGUGGGAAGUUCUUGUCAGCGAGAAGAGAAUCUGUUUUUUUUUGUGUUUAAAAAAAAAAUCAAAGAUGCCGUUUUGAUUACACCUCAUAGCACAACAUGGAACACCUUACAACAUCACAGAUAUAUACAAGUGGUGCAAUGUGCUGUUGCUAAUUGCAAACCAGUUUGUUCCUCCUGGCUCUGAAUGGAGAGCAUGUGAAGAGGAGGAAUGUAAAGGCAGAACAACAUUCUAUUGUGCAACAGAACAUGUAUGUGUUGGGCUUCUUUGACAAGGUGUUUACGUUACCCUCUGUCCAUUUCAAACUGUUAGGGUUUAAAAAAACUGUUCUGUUGCUAGUAGUUUGAGUUUAAAUAGGUCUGAUCAUUCUGAUUCUAGAAUUUGAUAAGUUACAUUCCAACUAAAAUGUUAAUAUUUGAAUUGAAAUGGUAAUAAUGAUGUAAAAUCCUAAUUCCCUAAAAGAGGAACUACCUCAUGCCUACGCAGGUACACUUACUGAACAUGCACAGGUAUUUUAGCUGAAGAUAACCACGUGCCCAUGUAACUGUAAACAAACCUGUGGCGUUUUUAAAAUGUUUAUUUGAGUCAUUUUAGGAGGAAUCCUUUACAUUUUUAGUCCUUAAACUUUGAGUCCUUACACCAUUAGUCCUUACACCAUUAGUCCUUACAAUUUUAGUUUAUUUAUUUUUAUUUUAUUUUACCCUGGCAAGUGAAUGGUGCCAAUAAAAUUAUACAGUUAGAUUGACCAAAAUAUUUCAUCUUAAUACAUGGCCAUGAUGUGAUUCCACGGUUAAUAAUUAGUAUCGUUUUAGUUUUUCAAAUGCAGCAUUUUUAUAGAUCGUCUACAUAUAAUUUAAAAUGUCUUGAUUAAUGUCUUUGUGAGAUGAAAAAUAAAGGUCAAAUUUGACUAUUAAACAUGGGGAUGGUUUGUUGCACAGAGGGGCUCGUAUGUCCAAAGUAUUGUUGGGAUGAAUAAAUGCUUCUUAUUGUAUAGUGUAUUAUGAUCUUCCACAGUUCAUCCCAAAUUCCCAUGUGUGACUUGAACUUCCCAUUUGCGAUUGUUGAAUCUUUAUCCUUGUAACUACAAGACACAACAGGCUUACAUUUGACUUGGUUGAGAGAAAACGAGUGUUCUGAAACUAAAUGUUAAUGUGCUUUGUUACCAUGGCAAACCUUGUGAUUUAGACAGUGCAAGUAAGGGAACGUUAACCGUUCUCUGUUCAGGCUGAGAUAACUCUGUGUUAGGGUGUUGAUCUGUACAAUUUAAACAUGUUACAAGUCAGGAGUUUUUUUGUUGUUGUGAUGUUUCAAUCUUGUUUUUUUUUAUUGAAGAUAUAACCACUUAAAAGAACAAACAAAAAAAUGUUUUCUAAAUCUCUUGAAUUGUAUUUCGGUAUUGUUUUAAAAAAACUUGCAAUUGUUAAAAUACUGACAUCAUUACUGAUGCAAUCUUUAUCUGUCAUUUAUUCACUAGUGCAUUAUUAAGGAUAAACUGUUUCUGCAGUGAUACAGGUGAUGUGUAGUCAUUUGUACUGACAACUAUGGUAGGCAGUGUUUGCCGGUUUCCAGAGAACAAUUUAGUCCAGGGUAUGACCACUGUAUGUCAUUGUAGUCCACGGUGUUUCUUAGUUCUGAAGUAUAUAACUCCUCUAUAAGUAUUUUCUAUUAGUGUCAAGGUCUUCCUUGGGAAUUUAUUUCAGGUAAUACUUAACUUGUCACAGUAUUCUGAAUAUUGAUCAUCACACCGACAAAGUUUAUAAAAGCCACUGUAUGUCUUGAUUGUUUUGGAAACAAAAUGGCCUCUGAAAUAUAAUACAACACAUUCAAAAGGUUUGUAGUGGGCCUGCAGGAAUAUGACUUUGAUGUGAAUUGAAUGACAUUACCGUCCCAUCAUGCAGUGCUUCCUGUGUAUAAUGUACCAAAAAAGAAUAGUAAUCAAAAUGGCUACCGAUCAAACACCAGGAGGACACCAAUCCAACGUCCUGGCUGGGAUCCCCUUUGACAUUUCUCUCUCUCUAAUUGUUUUUAUGAAAAUAAAAAAUAAAAGUAUGUACUCCUAAA
Molecule: messenger RNA, 3515 nt
Organism: Oncorhynchus gorbuscha (pink salmon)
Lineage: Eukaryota; Metazoa; Chordata; Actinopteri; Salmoniformes; Salmonidae
Product: neuronal membrane glycoprotein M6-b-like
Exons: 7
Coding region: 75-926 (283 amino acids)
Biological process (GO): axon development; central nervous system myelination
Cellular component (GO): myelin sheath; plasma membrane
Molecular function (GO): structural constituent of myelin sheath
Source: RefSeq, a predicted model, not a curated record